Phycodurus eques (leafy seadragon) is the source of this 5002-nucleotide messenger RNA. Its product is annotated as IQ motif and SEC7 domain-containing protein 2-like. The transcript is spliced from 17 exons. Gene Ontology annotation, biological process: actin cytoskeleton organization; regulation of ARF protein signal transduction. The record is from RefSeq and is a predicted model, not a curated record. Lineage: Eukaryota; Metazoa; Chordata; Actinopteri; Syngnathiformes; Syngnathidae. Bases 447 to 4907 code for a protein of 1486 amino acids. Gene Ontology annotation, molecular function: protein binding; guanyl-nucleotide exchange factor activity.
AAAUACAUAUGUUUUAAAUACAAAUUGAUUUUUGGAACAUGAUGACAUUUUUACAGCAAAAUACUGCUUUUUUGUGAAGAAUUACAUUUUUAUUCUUUUAGGAUUAUGGCUAUGACAAAAAAUCUUGAAUCUUUCUUUAAAAAAAGGAAAAAUUCUUGCAAUAUGCGUUUUUUAUCGACUUGGGAAAACAAAAUUCUGUUUGGGAACGGCCAUUCUCAGCGUUGCCGGACUGUGACGUCACAGCGGGGCCAACGUACGUCUUCCGUCCCCACGUGACUUUAUGCGGCGGACGUCUGAGCAUUCCGGUCGCCUCUGACACGCGACGCUCCGCAAUGUUGCGCGUGGACGGCUGACAUUUCUCCGCAUCUCCUGGGAUCCGCUCAGAGGACGUCGGGAGAUUUUUGCCGACGUUUGUGAACGCGAACGUCCGAGCGCCAAUUCCUGGCAUGUUUUGCAUUUCCGGCGCCUGCCGGCUUUGCCUUCCGUUUUGUCUGCGCUCCUCUGGAUCCUGGUCCCCCUUACACAGCGUGGAAGGUGAGCCGCGGUGUACGGAGGCGCUCCCUUUUCCAGAUUCAUUGUUCGGCCACCCUUACGCCUCCAGCACCUCCAGUGGGCCCCUGGGAGCCUCCCACACACAGGACAGCUCGCCCAUCUCUACGCCCAGCGCGGCGAGCUUGGCGUGGGCACAGCGGAGUCGCCAGCAGCCUGCCAGCCUGGCACUACGCAAGCAAGAGGAGGAGGAGAGCAAACGCUGCAAAGCCCUUUCUGACAGCUAUGAGCUCUCCACGGACCUCCAGGACAAGAAGGUGGAGAUGCUGGAGAGGAAGUACGGCGGCCAGUUUGUGUCUCGGCGGGCGGCCAAGACCAUUCAGACGGCAUUCCGGCAGUACCGCAUGAACAAGAACUUCCAGAGACUCCGCAGUUCGGCCUCGGAGAGCCGGAUGACGCGUCGCAUCAUUUUGUCCAAUAUGAGGAUGCAGUACUCCUUUGAUGAGCGUCAGCCGCAGGGUCAAGGCUAUUCAGGUCCGCAGGGGUCCGAAGACACAGCAGAAAUUGACGACUCUUUCUCCAAGCAGGUCAAGUCACUGGCAGAUUCAAUGGACGACUCGCUCACCUGUCAAUCGGGUCGAGGGGACUCCCAGGAGGCGGGAGGAGAAGGAGAGGAGGAAGAGGAGGGUGACGAGGAGGAAGAAGAAGAGGACGAGGAAGAGGAGGAAGACUACAGGGAGGGCUGCUGGAGUGGGACCGCCACCUCCUCCCGCCGUGUGGUGGGCCAGGUGGGUCGGGUCGGGCGGGGGGCCUCCGGCGCCGCCAUGCACGAGGACAGCACGGCCACCUCCUUCAGUGACGUCACCCUCUACAUGGACGAAGGCUGCCUCCCGGCCUCGCCCAUCUCCCGCCCGCCUUCCUCGCCCCUGUCUUGCCCUGCCUCCAGCUCCGACACAGAGUACUGGGGAGGCGCUAGCGGAAGGGAGGACAGCCGAAAAACAGAACGAGGCGGCAACGCCAGCCGCAGGAGCAGCACCCCUUGCACAGAAUGUCGGGGGGAGUACCGAGGGAGGGCCGCCACAGGAGGACACUUGCCUGUCUUGACCAUAGAACCGCCCAGUGACAGCUCGGUCGACAUGAGUGACAGGUCCGAGCGCGGCUCCAUCGGGCGUUUGGUCUACGAGCAGGAGCCGCCCGGGGUGGAGCGAGCAGCAGGAGAAGAAAGUGGAGGCGGAAAUGGUGAGAGCGCAGAGGAAGACCACGGAGGUGGCGGGGCAGCAAGUAGCGAGGCCGACUCACCGCAGGGAACCAUCAAACACAAACCAAACGGCCGCUCGGUGGUGAUGGCGCAGGGACAGACUCGUAGUUGCGCCCCCUUGCCCAUGCCCUCGGCCCGCGCCCUGCCAUCCCACGUGCUGCCGCACCCAGUCCAGCACACGCACCCUCACCCGUCGCCCGUCCCCCAUCUGCCCACCGUCUUGCACCACCACCCGCAGUACAACCACAUGGCGUACGUGCACCACGGCGGGGCCGCGUAUGUGCCGCACUUUGCCCAGCACCAUUACCACCACCUGCACCACCACCACCACCUCCCCUACCCCUGCCCGGAACCCACUUCUUCGCCGCUGCCCUUGCCCAUUCCACCACUCUCCCCGAUGCCACCGCCGCUCACACCCUCGCCGCUGUCGUCUUCCGCGGACGCUAAUCAGCACCUGCACCACCUGCCGCACCUGCACCAUCCGCUGCACCACCACCUGCUGUGCUCGGAUGGCGACAACGAGAGCGUCAACUCCACGACCACCAACUCCAACGACGACACCACCGUCAACAACGGCAGCUCGGGCUCGUCGUCACGCGACAGUCUGCGAGAGCCCACAGCGGCGGCGCACGGCAAGCAGACGUAUCAGCGCGAGAGCCGCCACAGCUGGGACUCGCCCGCCUUCAAUAACGACGUGGUCCAGCGGCGCCACUACCGAAUCGGACUCAACCUCUUCAACAAGAAGCCGGAGAAGGGAAUCCAGUACCUGAUCGAGAGAGGCUUUGUUUCGGACACACCGGUGGGCAUCGCAAGGUUCAUCCUGGAGAGGAAAGGUUUGAGCCGGCAGAUGAUUGGCGAGUUCCUGGGCAGCCGUCAGCAGUUCAACAAGGAUGUGCUAGACUGCGUCCUGGACGAGAUGGACUUCUCUGGGAUGGACCUGGAUGAUGCACUGAGAAAAUUCCAAGCUCAGAUCAAAGUUCAGGGUGAAGCUCAGCGGGUGGAGCGGCUGGUGGAGGCUUUCAGUCAACGCUACUGUGUGUGCAACCCGGUGCUGAUACGGCAGUUCCAAAAUCCAGACACCAUUUUUAUCCUGGCCUUCGCCAUCAUUCUCCUCAACACGGACAUGUACAGCCCCAACGUGAAGCCCGAGAGGAAGAUGAAACUGGAUGACUUCGUCAAGAACCUGCGAGGUGUGGACAACGGUCAGGACAUUCCGAGAGACCUUCUGGUCUCCAUUUAUGGAAGGAUCCAGAAGUGGGAGCUGAGGACCAAUGAUGACCACGUGUCUCAGGUGCAGGCGGUUGAGAGGAUGGUGGUCGGCAAGAAGCCCGUUCUGUCACUGCCUCACCGCCGGCUGGUGUGCUGCUGUCAGCUGUUCGAGGUUCCCGACCCGAACCGAGCUCAGAGGAGCGGCGUCCACCAAAGAGAGGUCUUCCUGUUCAACGACCUGCUGAUGGUGACCAAGAUCUUCCAAAAGAAGAAGGCCUCCGUGACGUAUAGUUUCCGACAAUCAUUCCCGUUGGUGGACAUGCAGGUGCACACCUUCCAGAACACUUAUUACCCUCACGGCAUCAGGUUGACAUCGGCCAACCCCGGGGGCGAGAGGAAGGUCUUGAUCGUGUUCACGGCGCCGAGCCAGCAGGACCGCACUCGCUUCACCUCGGACCUGAGGGAGAGCGUGGCCGAGGUGCAGGACAUGGAGAAGUACCGCGUGGAGUCCGAACUAGAGAAGCAGAAAGGUGUGAUGCGUCCCGCCGCGCUGAUGGCGGGCGGGCCGGGCAGCGGCGCCGGAGGGGCGGGGCCCUUGAAGAGCGAGGCUGUGAACGGCGCCCCGGGUCGGCCCGGCCUGGACGACACGUACGCGUCGGUGGACGGACUCAAACGCACGGCGCUCAGCUCCUCGCUCCGAGACCUGUCCGACAGCGGGAAGCGAGGUCGUCGGAACAGCGUGGGUUCACUGGACAGCACGAUGGAAGGGUCCAUCAUCAGCAGCCCGCGGCCGCACCAGCAGUACCACCCCGGAGGGCUUCUGGCCUACAGCCCCAUGAUGGCGCCCUCGUCUCCGGCAGCCUACCGGCCGCACCGCCCUACUCAGAGCCCCGGUACGGGGGUAGGCGGUGGGCCGGGGCUCUGUCACAACCAGGCCGGGCCGAGCGCAUCCCCGCUCGCGAGCGGGGGCGCAGCUGGGGCCGGCGGAGGGAUGGCGACGGGGGUCGGCCCGGGCGGCAGCGGCCGGUUCGGGAACUUUUUUGGCAGCCGCAGAGGGAAAGUUCCCGGUCCCCUGACGAUGACGUCGCCAACACCGCAGGGCCCCCCGAGUCCGCUGAUGAUAUCCUCCCCGCCCCACUACCCCGCACCCGAGCCUCCUAUCGCCCACCCGUCCUCCCCUUCCCCGUGCCCCUCCCCAUCCGUCAACCUCGGCCAGUCGGACCCGGGAGGCAUUGGAGGGGCUGGAGGCCCGGGUGGGGCGCCGUCCAAGCUCCAGGCGUUGCACGCCCAGUAUUGCCACGGCAACAGUGGGGGAAGCGGGCACCAGCUGCAACAGACUCCACCCCCACCUUACCACCACCAUCACCGAUACCACAUGCAAAGCGCCCCACAGCACCACCCCCUCAUGCACAGGGUGUCGGUCCCGCGGCGCCAGGUCGCGUCUGGCUGCGCGCCGUCUCACAUCCAGCAGCAUCAGCGGCUCCAGCAAGCCGCCGCCCAGCACCAGCGCUACAACGCCGCCUCGGGUUUCAUCACGCCCCCGCCGCUGUCCCCGCACUCGCCUCUCACCCCGACGACGCCACACGGACUCUUCCGGCCGGGCGGCGGAGGCAAGCUGCCGCUAACCAUCUCGCACUCGCAGCCCCACCCCCACAGUCACUCUCACAACCACGCCGCCCACUCCCCGCUGAGCCCCUCACCUGCCAGCUCGCCCUCCACCCACUUCAUCUUCUCCACGCCACCGCCCCAGACUCCUUCGGCGCGUCUGGUCUCCCAGACCCUGCCACAGCCCUACGGCUCCCAGUACCCACCGCUCUCCUCUAUCCCACCCCCUCCUCCGCACUCCCCGUUGCCGCCCCCAUCCGCCUCACCGCUCUCCCCGCACCCGGGGGCGGGCGGCGGGCCGGGAACCAAGUCGAAGCCGGUCAGUCGGAUCAGCACCGUCGUGUGAGGAGUCGGCGAGCCGAGGCCCCAGCCCGUCUGGUCGUCGGCCACCGGGGGGCGGCACCCCACCUCGUAGCCAGCUACCGGGGGGCGGCGCUAAGA